AUGGCCUACAGCAACAACAGCUUCAACAACCCCAACACCUACAACUUGCCGAACCAAGACCACAGCAAACCCCCAGCCUACAGCAAUGACACCCAUCAACCCUCCUUCCCAACUGAACUCCCGCCUCGCCACCAACCAAUCAGUAACUCACAACCCCGAUCCCGCCUUCGAGGCUGCUUCUCCAGCUUCAUCUCCAGCUACUCCCUACGCUGUCGCGGUGUCACACUCGCCCGUCGAAUCUGCAUGUGGUUGAUCCUAGGCCUGCGCACCGCACAAUCCGGCCUAACAUCCGCUCUCUGGCUCAUCUGGCCCGAAUUCAAGAGUGUCGGCAGCGCGGUCGUGGGAAUCAUUUUCUUCGUUCUUGGUCUGCUGUCCGUAGCUUGGUGUCUUGCCAUCUUCGAUCAAGCGGAGGGGACGAGACGAGUAUUUGGUGCUAAUAUCACGAAAAACUACUUCACCUAUUUCAUCUACGCCCUAGUACCCAUCCACAUCGGGCUCCUCGUCGGAAGCUUCUGGGAACCUCUACCGCAACCCGGUUGCACGGCGACGUGGUUCAUCGUGUGGGUGCUCAUUGCCCUAGCGACUGUAGUCGCCGGACGACCCGCGCAGUAUCCCAGCCAUGGCGGCAACGUGUGA
Recurvomyces mirabilis is the source of this 636-nucleotide messenger RNA. RefSeq lists its product as uncharacterized. Lineage: Eukaryota; Fungi; Ascomycota; Dothideomycetes; Mycosphaerellales; Teratosphaeriaceae. The record is from RefSeq and is a predicted model, not a curated record. The coding region runs from base 1 to 636 and encodes 211 amino acids. The transcript has 2 exons.